UUUACAGAUGCUUCAUUUCGUGUGACGGAUGAUAGUAAUUGUCAGACACAUUUCCACCGUGUUAUGCCAGUCCUCGAUAUCACAAGCCCUUCUAUCAAUUAUACAUUAUGUCUCAUUGGGAGUUACAUUAAAAACUGUAAUAUUAUCAAGAAAGAUUCUCUGUACUUUUACGAGGGAAAGUGGUAUCCAAUAUGGCCGACAAAUAGGAAACAGGAUGCUUUUAUCAUUACUGAAGAUGAUAGCAUCAUCUUUUUAAAGUGGACGUCACUCGGCCAACAAUUUACAGGCCUCAUAUUUGCUCUCAAGAUAUCUUGUCAGCUAAAAGGUCAAUCGAAUGACGACAAGAACACUAUUGGGUCAUACUUAAUAUUCAAAUCCGCUGGGUCACACUACUUCAAUGGUAACAAACCAACCCUUACGCCAAUAUCGUCUGCACCCAAAGAGUCAUCAUCGCCCACACCACAGUCAUCUACAACCGCCUCUCCUUCGCAGUCUGAUAAAGGGAAGAACUCAAGCAAGUCAGAAGACAAGGGCUUGAUAGCCGGCCUCACUAUCUGCGCCAUCUUGGUUCUAAUAGUCAUCAUUGCUUUGGUAGUUUUCUAUCUCAGAAGAAAGAGGAAUGACGAAAAACCUUCUAAAGGAGCAGAAUGCGAAGCCAACCCAACAUAUGAUCUUGGCCAAGACAGAAGUCUUCCUGUGACAGUCAAUGGRCAGACACCCACCUAUGACUACCCAGAUACUUCUAGUAGGUACCAGCCCAUCGUCCAGAACACAAGAAUGCGUGACGCAUCUGGUAAAGUUCCAGUAUACACACCGCUGAACAGAGAGACUAAGAACAGUAAUUCACCUGUUUUACAGAUGAAAACACAUGACAAGCGUGGACUGGCUUAUGAGACUGUCGCCAUUCCUAUACAGCAACCGGCGAAAGAUGAGUCUGGCUUGGCCGAAUCACCUGACUAUGAGGACCCAACUAAUCCCACAAUUCCAAAUGAAGGUGGCCUUUAUGCGAUCAGUGCAGCUCAAGACGGUAACACUAUAGACUUCGAAAACACGGCAUACAAAGAUCCUGAGUCAAUCAUAAAAAUUGGCUAAAAAAGCCCAUUGAUAUAAAGAUAGAUUGUUUUUAACAUUUGGGAUUCCUGUGUCAGAGAUUUUUUUUWAAAUUACGAGCUGUCACUACUAGCCAGCGGUUUGUCCUCUGGAAUCUAAAAUAUUUWAUGUCCGAAUGAACGACUUAGAUCAAAAUCAAGUUCGUAUGAUCGGGAAUAGUUUGUUAAAAAAUUUAAUAUGUUUGGUGAUAAAUCUUAAAUAUUCACUCAAAAGAAUUACGAAAUGGAGCUUUGUAGUUUUCGAAUUUGAUAGGUUUGUAGAUAUUAUAUGAAGAUUAUAGAAUACAUUAUUAAAACAGGGUUCUUACAGCGCAUGCUCCUCAAAUUCCUGGAAAAGCUCUAGCAUUACUUAAAAUGAUUGCUAAGCUUUCUGACUAAGCCACUUGCCCUGAUGAUGGACGCUUAGUCCGAAAGCUUGGCUUCAAUAAAGAUUAUAAAAUCACGUGGGUGAUACAAAGAAUCUUAUCUUAAUUAUCGUAUGAAUAUAAAAUGUGCAUUAAAAAUAAUUAAAAUU
This is a messenger RNA of Actinia tenebrosa (Australian red waratah sea anemone), 1623 nucleotides long. RefSeq lists its product as uncharacterized. Lineage: Eukaryota; Metazoa; Cnidaria; Anthozoa; Actiniaria; Actiniidae. The record is from RefSeq and is a predicted model, not a curated record.